UGGUACAGGAAUGGAAAACCUGCUGAGAUGAUGCCUGCGAUCCUUACUGAGGAGACGGCCUCCCCUUUCUUCUUUCUGUGGGUCGAUACUGGAUUGAUCUGAGGACCUCAAGGAUGAAGCUCACCUGCAUGUUCUCCUUCAUCCUGCUGUUUGGAGCAGCUGGACUUGUGGUCUUCAUCCACCUGCAGGAUCCAGAAGAGAUCGUUCAUCAGCAAACACCAGGAAUGAGGUACAACAUCGGCUCCCAACAACUCAAAAAAGACUGCGCAUCGAGCAGCAAUCAGGACGGAAAAAUUCGAGGAAAUCCAGCUGAUGAAUUCUCUACCAUGAAACCGAGGGCUUCCUUACGCCCGAGGCAGAACAGACCGAUGAAGCCUCAGAGCCCAGGCAGAAAGACGCCGGUUGCCAUUAAAGACCGCCAGAGAAAAAACACGGCCACCAAUUUUGUGAGGACUCACAAGCGAAGGAGGAGAUUUGUCAUCAAAAAGAGUCCCAUCCUGAUUGGGGUUAACGGCUCGCGCCUCAACGCGCCCAUUCUGAAAACGGAAGGAAGCGAAGACGCCAACUGGAAAAACCUCUACGAGACCCAAAGGGAGAGGAAGCGAAUCAUGAGAGAGACUUGUUUGAAGUACAAGAGCAACAGCAAAAAGACCAUCACGCCUUACCACGUCUCCAGGAUAUUCGUAGAGGAUAAGUACCGAAUUUUGUACUGCGAAGUUCCCAAAGCGGGCUGCUCGAACUGGAAGCGUGUGCUUAUGGUGCUGAACGGGCUGGCUUCGUCCACCAACGUCAUACAACACAACACCGUGCAUUACGGGAACUAUCUGAAGAGGUUGGAUGGGUUUGACCGCAAAGGGAUCAACUACAGGCUUAGCACUUACACCAAGAUGCUCUUCGUCCGGGAACCUUUCGAGAAACUUGUCUCGGCUUUUCGAGACAAGUUUGAGCAUGCCAACAAUUACUACCACCCUGUUUUUGGCAGGCCCAUCAUCUCAAAGUACCGCCUAAAUGCCACCAAGGAGGCCCUGAGGACCGGUUCUGGGGCGACCUUCCAAGAGUUCAUCCAAUAUCUUCUGGAUGUCCACCGGCCUGUAGGGAUGGACAUCCACUGGGACCACGUCAAUAGGCUUUGUAGCCCGUGCUUAAUAGACUAUGAUUUUAUAGGUAAAUUCGAAACCAUGGAAGAAGACGCCAACUUUUUCCUGCACUUAAUAAAUGCGCCACACAAUUUGACUUUCCCUCGAUUCAAAGACAGGCAUUCCGACGAAGAGCGAACCACGACUCAGAUUACUCAGCAAUAUUUUAAACAGCUUUCUCCUUCCCAAAGGCAACGCAGCUACGAUUUUUAUUACAUGGAUUAUCUGAUGUUUAAUUACUCAAAGCCUUUCAAAGAUCUAUAUUAAAAAUGGAAGAGCUGGAAGCCUCUUGGUCCACAACUCUUGGGGAGCUCCUGGUAUGCAAUAUCACGGCGAGGAAGUUCCCCUUAAAUUUGACCGAUCAGUAGGUGGCCUCCCACAGGUAGAAGGUGUUAAAACAGCUCUUCAUUCUCCACCAGGAAUCCUGGGAAAUGUAGUCCUGGGAGAUGUAGUUCUGUGAAGGGAAGAGGAAGGGAAGGCUGGCAGGAGGGCUACCCAACAAGGCUUCUCACUGUUCAUUGUGGCAGAAGCUGUGAUAAGUUGAACAGGCCUCGUAUCCCUAGAUGUUUACCAUGUAGCUCCAGGAUAAUUUCAAUCCCAUAUUCAGGAUAAUUCCUAGUAGACUUCAGAAGCACACACUAGAUCCUCAUAUUUUCCAAGGAUCGCGGAUGGUUUCCAGCGUUAGAAUGGUAAUACAUCAGUCCCUGUUUUUAAGAAGGAUCGUUUUAGAAAUCAUCCAUGUUAACAAAAAUCGCCACCUUCGUCCUGUUCUUAGAGCUGCGAAGCUGAUGCCUAAUGCGGGACAGCUGUCCGCCCCUGUUUCUGGUGUGUAUCAGGCUUCCCAAAUGGAUUUUCAGCAAAGCUGUUUCUCAGCUGCAGCGAGAAGAUGAUGGAACAUAAUCUUACAAAGAGUGACUUAUACCUGUGCACUUUAACUGUCUCCAUCACACUAUCCUAUAAUUUUCUUUCCGGAAUUUCUACGUUUGGUAUAUUUAUACAUCUAAUGGCAGGGCUCCUAAUAAAGCACAUAAUUUCCCCCCCACACCAACUAAAUUAUGGGUUUGUGUUUGUAUUGCACAGUAGGAGAAAGGGCCCGGGUGCUUCAUGAUAUCCUCCAUGAUCAAGAUUUCACAACAACAUGGUUAGUAAAUAAAUAAAUAAAUAAACCCUGCUUUAUGGAACCAUAUUCUGGGAAUACUGGAGGAAGGGCGUCUCUCUAUAUUAAAAGGUGGUUUCAAGGAUGCACCAGUGAAAACCUACUAAUAUUUAAUGAACACAUGAGUGCAAAAUUAAGCCAGAUGUUGCAAUUCGCAGGAUAUGAAUACAUUCUCCUCCAUCGAGAGCUCCCUUAUGGCACAUUCGUCUGCAGAAAACUGAAAGACUGUGCAUUUACA
This is a messenger RNA of Pogona vitticeps (central bearded dragon), 2530 nucleotides long. Lineage: Eukaryota; Metazoa; Chordata; Lepidosauria; Squamata; Agamidae. The record is from RefSeq and is a predicted model, not a curated record.